UAAACGGAGUCAAGUAAAAAGCUGUGUAAAUAAUUAAAUACUCCAUUAUUGACGUUAUUACUGUUCAUCAACCCUGUGGUAUACAUACAGGCGUUACAGUAGUUAGUUAACCAUUAAAAUAUAAGGUAUAAUGAUCCUUGUGUUCCACUGACCCAAAUAGAGAGUCCCGAAGACAAUUAUUUUGAUACUCCACUGAGUUAAAUAAAGAUCAUUGCCUGUGGUUGUUUAAAUACUGUAGUGAAUUAAAUAGCCAUGGAAAUGAAUUAUUACUCCACUAUGACGUUUAGGUGACGUUAAUGACCAUCCACAAACAAAUUGGUUAAGCUGAGGCGUCCAAUCACAGCUUGAGAAAUGUGAUAGCCAGUCAACAAGCAAAAAUAAUUGAUGGGAAGAAAGUAGCUGCUGAAAUAUAUAGAGAACUCUCAGUUGAUGUUCAACACAUGGUAUCCCGUGGUCAACGAGUUCCUCAUCUGGUGCUUGUGCGUGUUGGGGGAGACCCUGCAUCUGGUAGUUAUGUCAAGAAUAAAAUGAAAGCUGCAGAUAAGAUUGGCAUUCAGAGUACUGUCCAUCACUUACCAGAGGACACCAGCCAGUCUACUUUAUUGAGUCUGGUGAAUCAGCUAAAUAUUGACCCAGAUGUUGAUGGCAUUUUGGUUCAGCUUCCUCUACCGGAUCAAAUGGAGGAGAAGGUAGUGUGCAACUCUGUCAUCCCAGAGAAGGAUGUUGAUGGGUUCCAUGUGAUCAACAUUGGGAGGUUUUGUCUAGAUAUGUGCAGUAUGGGUCCAUGCACCCCCCUUGGGGUCAUGGAACUCAUUAAGCGGUAUGGCAUUGAGACCUUUGGUAAGAAUGCAUUGGUAUGUGGACGAAGUAAGAAUGUUGGAAUGCCCAUUGCUAUGCUUCUACACGGAGAUGGCAUUCGUCCAGACGGUGAAACUGGUGGUAUGGAUGCUACCACAACUAUAUGUCAUCGCUAUACACCAGCAGAGCAACUGCGUAUGUUUACUGCUACAGCCGACAUUAUUGUCACUGCAGCUGGCCUUCCUGGACUCAUUAGUGGAGACAUGAUUAAGCCAGGGUGUGCUAUAUUAGAUGUUGGAAUCAAUCGGAUCAAGGACCCCAUCACUGGCAAACCCAAACUUGUUGGUGACUGUGACUUUGAAAGUUGUGCAGAGAAAGCGUCCUAUAUAACUCCAGUACCAGGAGGUGUGGGACCAAUGACUGUGGCCAUGCUCAUGCGCAACACUGUUUUGGCAGCUAAGAAAAGUGUAGCUUAUUAAACUCAAACCAUAGAAAAGCAGGCAAAUGUGGGACUUGGACAAUUUCUGGUCUUAAAGAAGAAUAAAGAACUCAUGGAUUGGCUGAAGGAGACUGCUGGAGCCUGGUGUUGCUGUCAUUCCACACUCAUGAGUGACAUCACAAUUCUACACGUUUUUUUCUGGCUGAUCUUGAUAUUUAGAAAAUGUGGUCUUGGUGGAACUAAUAAUUUUUUUUUAUUCCGGUUAUAAGUUCUAUACAAAUUUAAAGGUAAAGUUUGUGCAUCAGAAAGUAUUUCAAAAUUUUUCUUAAUACCUUUCAGAAGGUAUAUGUAGUUUGAAUCAUUUAGAAGUCAUCAGUUAUCUCAAUAUCUGAUACAUACAUAAAAUGUUCACAUUUUUGACAGGAAUAGGAAACAUAUUGUUCAGUUUUAUAUCCUAUUUUAUAAAAAAAUAAAUAAAAUCUGCAGAAUCGACACCAAAUACCUAGGUGUAAAAUACUGUACACAUCUUCCCUUUUAUACUAAAACAAAUUAAAUUUUUUUGAUAUGGCUUAAAUUUCACAUAGCAACCUACAGAUUUUAAAACUUCAGACACUGCAAUUAAUAAAGGGUAUGUAAAGUUGG
Molecule: messenger RNA, 1879 nt
Organism: Homarus americanus (American lobster)
Lineage: Eukaryota; Metazoa; Arthropoda; Malacostraca; Decapoda; Nephropidae
Gene: Nmdmc
Product: bifunctional methylenetetrahydrofolate dehydrogenase/cyclohydrolase, mitochondrial-like
Exons: 9
Coding region: 441-1277 (278 amino acids)
Biological process (GO): tetrahydrofolate interconversion
Cellular component (GO): cytosol
Molecular function (GO): methylenetetrahydrofolate dehydrogenase (NADP+) activity; methenyltetrahydrofolate cyclohydrolase activity
Source: RefSeq, a predicted model, not a curated record